AUGGGCCUCCGAGCGAUGAUCCUGCGGAUAUCUUUGACGUUAUCUGCCAUGAGCUCCAUCGACAUGUGCUGCGGUUUCACUGGCUUCAGUCACUGCCCUUUUGCCCUGCGGUCGGGCGGGCGCCUUGUUUCAAGCUACACUCACAAGAAGACUCAGCUGUCUGCUGCAAGAAGACUCAACACUUUGAGCUCGGGAGUCCUCAGCCUCAAGGCAGAAGAAAAGUUCGGAAGAGGUCUUAAAGCGAAGAUGAAAGAAGGACACUCUUUGGUCUACGACUACGUUGAUGGGAGCAGCCCGGUUAUCGUCUACCUGCCUGCGUUCAAUCAGUCCAGAAUCACCUCAAAGUCUUCUGCUCUCCAGACCUGGGCGAAACGCAAUGGGAAGGCUUUCUUCUCGGCAGACUACUAUGGAUGCGGGAAGAGUGAUGGGAAAUUUGAAGACGGGACCCUGACGAUGUGGACCAACGACAUGAUCACUCUGAUCGAAGAUGUUAUCAAAAAGCCUGUGCUCCUUGUUGGCUCUGGUGUGGGUGGUUGGGUUGGCCUGCAUCUUGCUAUGAAGAGAAAAAACCUUGUGCCUGCAUUCCCGCUCGCCCGAUUCGCAACUGACGUGUCAAACAAGGUGAGGGGCUUGGUUGGGAUUGCAGCGGAUCCAGACUUCACCACAGAUGUUGUCUUGCCGGAGCUAGAUGACACCGUAAAGGAGAAGAUUCAGAAAGAUGGAUCUGCCAUGAUCUCAUGGGGCGUGUCUGAGUAUACCAUCUCCAAGAAGUUCAUCGAUGAUUCAAAGAACAUGCUUCUCCUCCCUGGUGGGUCGGAGAGUCUUGACAUCAAGUGUCCGGUUCGGCUCAUUCAGGGUUUGAGCGACGAGGAGAUCCCUCCCGACAGGGCGUUGAGAAUAUCCGAGGCCAUCAAGUCUGACGAUGUGGUGGUGUACUACGUCAAGGAUGGCGACCACUUCCUGGAUCAGGAUGAAGACAUCAGCAGGAUGAUCGACCAGGUGCAAGAGAUGUGCUCGAAGUACUUCGAGUUCGACCUCACCUCCCCCGGGAGCGGCUGA
Guillardia theta CCMP2712 is the source of this 1059-nucleotide messenger RNA. RefSeq lists its product as hypothetical. The coding region runs from base 1 to 1059 and encodes 352 amino acids. Gene Ontology annotation, molecular function: hydrolase activity, hydrolyzing O-glycosyl compounds. The record is from RefSeq and is a predicted model, not a curated record. NCBI's taxonomy places the organism in Eukaryota, Cryptophyceae, Pyrenomonadales, Geminigeraceae. The transcript has 17 exons.